Molecule: messenger RNA, 889 nt
Organism: Bursaphelenchus xylophilus (pine wood nematode)
Lineage: Eukaryota; Metazoa; Nematoda; Chromadorea; Rhabditida; Aphelenchoididae
Source: the annotation of a GenBank genome assembly
AUGGAAGAAGAAUUUGCUCCAGUAAAAGACAAACAGCCAGCUGGAUCAGCAAAAAAUGACGAAUUUGAUCCUGGUAAGUAUUUUGUAUUAUUGUUUCUAGUAUUUCAUACAUGCCAAUCUCUGGCAUCUAGAAAGGUUUUUUGGAUGGGUUUUCUCCAAAAAAUGUGUUAUCCAUGGUGGAACUGACGUUUCUUUGCGAAUUUUUAAAAAUUUUCUGAGGAAAUUCGUUGUUGCUGACUGUGAAUAGAUAGCUGACCUAGAUAUAGCGGUUUUGUUAUUUUUGGAAGAUGCUGCACACUUGUUUUUCUUUGAGAAAUUUGAGUUUUAGUCGUCAUGUUGUUUUAGAAUUUUUCUGCGGAAAUUUUUUGCUUUUACAAUCUGAAACUGGGCUUGUUAGCUCGUCAACGGCACAAUCUUUCUUUCAGAAGAUCGUUAUAAACCCGAAGGAACAGUGAUAUUGGAAAUUGAUCGGUUUUCGGACUUUGCACGAGGACUGCCGGCCGAGAACCCGCAACGACUGUCGGAAGCGGUCUACAUCCGUGGCAUGCCAUGGAAAAUCUUGGCAAUCCCGCGCGAUGGGUCCAGAUCUCCGAACCAACAGACCGCCAAGUGCCUUGGCUUCUUCCUGCAAUGCAAUGGAGAGGCGGGCGACGGCGAGAACUGGUCCUGCUCGGCCUCGGCGAUGUUCCGCAUCGUCCCCAUGAAGGAGGGAAUCGAACCCAACAUCCAACGAAUCUCCCACACCUUUCAUCCCAAGGAAAACGACUGGGGAUACUCGCAGUUCGUGCAGUGCGAUCAGCUGCUGGAGGAAAGUGGCGGUUACAUAAAGGAUGAUGUGGUUCGAUUAGAAGUUGACGUCUCUGCUGAUGCUCCACAUGGUGUUCAUUAA